AAGAAGCAACAGGAAAUGACGUCACAUUGCUACGUGUCAGGAAAUUGUAUGUUGUCAACAUGGCGGCGCAGCAGAACGAUGUCGAUGAAUUAUUCGAUGUGAAAAACGCGUAUUACAUUGGCAGCUAUCAACAAUGUAUCAACGAGGCUCAGAAAGUGAAGCCAACGUCACCAGAGAAGGAAACUGAAAGAGACGUGUUUUUGUACAGAGCGUACAUCGCCCAGAAAAAAUAUGCUGUUGUCUUGGAUGACAUCAAGGCAAACUCGUCACCAGAGCUCCAAGCUGUUAGGAUGUUUGCUGAGUAUAUGUCAAACGAAGGAAAAAGGUAAGGAGUCG
Cynoglossus semilaevis (tongue sole) is the source of this 336-nucleotide messenger RNA. Its product is annotated as coatomer subunit epsilon-like. Gene Ontology annotation, biological process: endoplasmic reticulum to Golgi vesicle-mediated transport; retrograde vesicle-mediated transport, Golgi to endoplasmic reticulum; intra-Golgi vesicle-mediated transport. Bases 60 to 329 code for a protein of 89 amino acids. NCBI's taxonomy places the organism in Eukaryota, Metazoa, Chordata, Actinopteri, Pleuronectiformes, Cynoglossidae. The transcript has 3 exons. Gene Ontology annotation, molecular function: structural molecule activity; protein binding. Gene Ontology annotation, cellular component: COPI vesicle coat. The record is from RefSeq and is a predicted model, not a curated record.